Herpailurus yagouaroundi (jaguarundi) is the source of this 1737-nucleotide messenger RNA. RefSeq names its product basic proline-rich protein-like. The record is from RefSeq and is a predicted model, not a curated record. Lineage: Eukaryota; Metazoa; Chordata; Mammalia; Carnivora; Felidae. The transcript is spliced from 7 exons. Bases 1 to 1737 code for a protein of 578 amino acids.
AUGGCGGCGGCGGCGGCGCUGGCGAUGCGCCCCGGCCGGCCCGGCGACGCUUUAAGGCGGCUCCGCCUGCGCCCGGCCCCGCCCCCACCGGGGCCCCGCCCCACCCGAGGCCACGCCCCCUGCCGUCCAGGAUCGCCGGAGGCUGUCAGCUCGCCGGUGCCGACCGCCCGCGCCCCUCCCGUUCCCCGGCCGCCCCGGCCCCCCGGCCCCGUGGGGGUGACUUGUGGUCUCGCCCCCCGCCCCGCCAACCCCGCCCCGGAGGCCGGCCCCGCGGAGGAAUGCGCUGCGGCCGGCCCUGCCCGCGGUGACUCACGGCCCGGAGCCCUGGGAAGCACCCGGGGACGGAGCCGGCCCAGGACGCCCACCCUCCCGGCGCUCCGGCGUCUAGUCCCGCCGCUCGAGGGCUCGCGGCGGACGCCCCCCCGCGCCUUGGGGACCCUUCCUGGGGACACCGUCCGAUGGCCCUGCCCGGCCGGCCUUGUCUCCCACCUGCCCCUCACCCCCCACCCUCCUGCGGGCCGCGCCUGGCGGGAACCUUCGCUCGCCCACCUGGGCCGGGCCUACCCGGAGAGCAGUCCGGGGACCAAAACCCGGGGUGUCGUCUCCAUGGAGUCAGCGAAUGUGACUUUAUGUGGGCCAGGAGCCCAUCCGGCAGACUGGCCGCCACAGGGCUGCGGGCGCUGCGGGCACGCUGUGGAGCCCUCACCCGUAGGCGUGGUCGGGGGCGUGGGCGACCUGCCCCCGCCCCCGCCCCGGGGAAAUGAAACCCAGCGUCUCCGGGGACGGCCGGCAUCCAAACGUCCCUCCCGCUGCCCGUCCGUGCACCGGGCACAAACUCUGACACCCACGCCCGCUACGGCCUGCUGCGCGACUCACCACGGCCAGCCAGCAGGCCCGGAGUCCCGUCCCACCGCGCCCGGGGCCCAGCCGCCCUCUCCAGCUCCUCGUUCUGCUCAGACCCCAAAGGGGCGCUCCCAGCCGGGGGCCCGUCCUCCAGGGGCGCUCCCAGCCGGGGGCCCAUCCCGCAGGGGUGCUCUCAGCCGGGGGCCCGACCUCCAGGGGCGGCCUGUCCCCCAGGCGCUCUCCCAGCCGGGGCCCUUCCUCCAGGGGCGCUCCCAGCCGGGGGCCCGUCCCGCAGGGGUGCUCUCAGCCGGGGGCCUGACCUCCAGGGGCGGCCUGUCCCCCAGGGGCUCUCCCAGCCGGGACCCGUCCUCCAGGGGCUCUCCCAGCCGGGGGCCCGUCCCCCAAGGGCGCUCCCAGCCGGGUGCCCGUCCUCCAGGGGCUCUCCCAGCCGGGGUCCGUCCCCCAGGGGCGCUCCCAGCCGGGGCCCCGUCCCCCAGGGGUGCUCCCAGCCGGGGCCCCGACCUCCAGGGGCUCUCCCAGCCGGGGGCCCGUCCCCCAGGGGCGCUCCCAGACGGGGCCCCGUCCCCCAGGGGCGCUCCCAGCCGGGGAGAGGCUGGUCCCCGGGCAGACAACGGGUGGACCGGAUGCCGGCUCCUGGGCCGCAGGGAGGAGCAGGCUGGUGCGCUUGCCCUCUCCCGGCCCCAGCUCCGGCUCCUGCUCAAAGAGCAGACAGACACCCCCAGACCCUCUCCCGUGGCAGCAGAGGGCCCACCCGGGGACCCUGAGACCCCGCUGGCGGUGAAGCGGGUCCGGAGGUCUAAUGGGCCAGGUAAACGCAGCCUCCCCCCGAGAACCGGCUGCAAGAGCCCCAAAGACAACACGGGAAAGGCCUGA